UGUCCACAGUGUUUUAGUCCUGAUAAUUCUAAUUACUGACGCACUGAAGAAGCUGAAAGCUGGGAAGAUGGACGAGGCUGGCCUCAAGUCCUGCACAGCACAUGGGACUCUCUCUUUGUAGAGCUGAACCAUAGUUCUCUCGUUUGCCAAGGCCAGCAAUGGAAGGAGCAACCAAGGUAUAUUAUUCCUGUGGUGCAGUGGUGGAAUCAAUGGAAAGAGGCCUGAUUUUAUCACCGGGUUUUCCAAACAACUACUACCCGGGGACACACUGCGUUUGGCAAUUUUUCAUUCCCAUGAGAACCCAUCUUAUCUUGGAAAUUUUUGACUUUGACAUUUUUGAGAGCUCUAGUGAAACUCCAACCCCCUGGGAUGGCUUUUCAGCCCCUGCUAAAGCAGGAAAUAAGGACAUGCCUUCUCUUGAAGAAAACCUGGACUUUGCUCUCCAUACUACAAAACCCUCUCUCCAAACCUGGAUGUCAAAGGUGACUCAGAAUCUGAGCAGCACAGGAGAUCAGUCAAAGGACCUUGCUAGUCACCUGGAUGAACUUCCAGGAGCUGUCUCAAAAAAAGAUGAAGCCAAACAAGCAUCUGAAGAAAACCAGUCGAAGCAGAUGAAGGAACCCAAAGUGAUUAUCAAGGCUCAACCAGAAGAGCUGCCAUUCCCUGUGGCUGGUAGUGCCACAAUGCGGAGGCAAAAUACCAGUGGCCUGGAAACAGAAGAAGAUUUGAAAGGGAAAAUCUUGCUUGCCCACCUAGCUGCUAGUGAGAGAGAAGAAGUUACGGUAGAGAGCUGGACUCUUCCCACAACAGUAUUGCCUGUGGAAAUCUCCUCCAGCCCACAGUCAGCAGUGGAUGUCUGUCCACAUGAUGUAUUAUACGUUUCCGAUCUCAUCACGUUUUCCUCUCGCUUCUGUGGACCAAAUUCACCUUUAAACAAGACCAUGGUCUUUGGUUCAUCUCUGGAAAUGGUUGAGGUUAUCAUGGAACUGAUCACCACCACAGACCGGGGCCGAGGCUUUGCAAUGCUCUUCGAAUACAAGAACAUCACUGACCCUGGCACUGUAGAUGCUGUGAGGCAGGAGAGAAAGGAAAACAUGAUGAUACUGGCAAUCGUAACAGGCAUCGCCUUCUUUGCACUCGCUUUGCUCUCUGCUCUCUGCAUAGCUUGCAGGCAGAGAACGUGCCCCAAAAGGAGCUCAUCCAACGCAUGCAGUGACCAGGAGAACGGGAUCCAGAACUCCGCUGUCGAUAUCAAUGAGCUCCAGCUGGUGGUGCCAAGUCGGGAGAAUGAAAACAACAACCACUCUGUCAGCCGGGAGCAGGCGGUCACUUCCUGUGGAGGCAGCACAGAACGGUCUCCUCAGGACACUGACCCAGACGUCCCCUCCUCCACAUCUGCAGUGACCACCGAGACUGGGAGCGAUGAAGUGUUUAUUAUUUCUGCUGGGCCUGGAGCCAGUGGGCUGAGCUUUACCACCUACAGAAUACAGGACAAAAACCUAAAAAGAAGUGUCACAAGCCCAGCCUCUGUGUCUGACUGGCUGACUUCCACCCACCCAGCUGCAGGGGCAGACGCUGCGGAGAAGGGGAACGCCCAGCUGGACACCCACUGUCCCAGGCAGCGCACGUGGAGUGCCCGCACUUUCCACGACUUCCUGGCCCCCAUACCACAGCUGCAGAAAAAAUGGUGCAGCUGGACCACCAACAGCCCAUUCACGAAACUGGUUGACAACAGCGGUUUUCCUCCAGCUGCGAGAUCCCAAGGUGUCCCAACCAGAAAGGUAAUCUCAGCCACCGAGAUAGAGGGAGCAUCAGAGACCGUGUACUCUGACUCAUCUGCCAGUAAUGCCUCCUACCCCCUCACUCUGUCGGCACAAAGGCAGCGGAAGCUAAGCUCCUGCAAUUUGAAGAAAUCGAGGUUUGGGAAUCCUUAUUUUGGAUUUUUAGCCAAUUCCCCUGACAGCAAACACGUGAAGUCCUUGGAUCCCUCAAGACAUCUAGGGGCAGCAUCUCCAGUUAACAGCCAAAGCCCCAAAAAUCCUCUAGAGAGCUCCAACCCACUGAAAAUCAGCUUGGUUAAUGGGUCGAAAACAAAGGAGCUUAUGGUAGAAACAGACAAAAACAAACCAGUUUUUGUUAUUUCUGAAGAAGGAGAUGAUCAGCAACCUCUGGUCCAAGCAGAGCAUCUUAGUCAAUGUGGAGAUCAUCUGUCAGAGCAAAAUGCUGUGUACGCUCCGGCUGUGCCAGAUAAACAGCCGGUGGCCCUGACUGUUGAGGGGAACAGCUCUGCCGCCUUCACGUCAAAUCUGCCCCUUUGGGCAAAAUCCCCUGGUUUAUACAAAGGUCAUGGGAAGGCCCCCAGCUCUUCCAGGGACCAGCAAAGCUCCUCAGUGGUAGAUGCUAAUACUGCUGAGACCGCACAGAACUGUGAUACCCUAGCUGCUCCUACGCUCUGCCAAGCUUCAGUCCAGUAACGCCCUCAGAAAGACUGAAACAUCCAUCGGCUCACAAAAACAGAGGCAACGGUGAUCGGAGUGGGAGCUGUGCCAAGUAGCUGAGCGUGGCGGUCAUAGGUGGAUGCAACUUUAAGAGUGGUCUUUGCUUCCCACUUGUUGGGAUUGGGAUUACGACUACACAUACCAUAGCACAGCACAAAUGCCAUCUUCCCUUACGCUCACUAACUUCACCUCUCUUCUUCUGCAUGGAAUUUUGAUGUGGUUUAUAUAAGAAAAGGUAUCCUCUGAAAAGGUACUUUAUAUCCUCUGAAAAGGUACUUCAGACUGCAGAAAACCUUUUGAAUGAAAGUCAUCCGAGAUGGUUACAUUGUGGUUGGUAUCUGAAACGUCCUGUAUCUGACAGUCCUCUGUCACUGUGGUAUCGCUGGAGCCUUUCUGUUGGGAGCUAGGAGUUAAAUUCUCUUUGUAGGUAUGCCUGGACAAUCCAAGCCUUGCCAAGCCAAGGGUAAGAAUUCAAUCAUGCAUGUUUGCGUACAGUUUUGUAAACUUAAGCAUUUCAUAACUUCCACGCUCUAGCACAAAGUUUGCCAAGCAUUAGCAUCUCCACUAUUAAAGAGCGCGAUUAUCUCAUAUGCUAGCUCUUUAGAGAAGCGUACAGACAAGCUGAGCAACCCAAUACUGGAUGCUCGUUCUAGAAAAGUCUGGUGUAGCUUUAUCUUUGCUAGAUCUCCAUAGGCUUAAAACACCUCAGUCCACUACAUUUUUAAGUGACUCCUCAUGGCAACAGGAGCAUGUGUACAAAAACACUGAAAUACUAGGAAUAGUCUCCAGCAUCCGACACUUGGAUAUCUGCAGCUGCUCUGAUCCUAUAUCCACCAGCUAUUUAUUGCUGGUAACGCACACUGACUAGAGAGCUACUUCCCUUCCUUUAGCAGGCAAGACUUAAAAGACAAAAUUCAGUGGGGCAAACUUUGAGGGCUCGCGUUCUUUAGCAAUGAAAUACUAAGUGGCUGGGCCUCCCUGAUUACAAAUCCAGGGCAUUCAAUGGAACACUGAACCAAAGGGAAGCCUGCUAGUCCUACUGCCUUUAAUAACCCCAUCAGUAUUUUAAUUGCCUCCUGGUGAUAUUGUCCUAUCUUUGCAAGACUCGGCGUAUUCAGCCCAAAACUCAGCGUUAUUUUGCUUUCUUAAAUGAAAGAAAAUCCCUACGAAGCUGUAUUUUGCAGCCGACACGGCACAUUGUUCUGAAGCAAUAGUAUGUCAUAAAACAGGUGUCAGAAAGAAAUCUUCCGUACAAAUCCUCCCCUGUAUCAGCUACAGUGUGCAUCGAGUCAUCUUAAUCCUUCUCUGUGAAGGCAUUUAACUCUGAUUCCUGAAAUAUUUAACUGAAUUAUUUAUGAUAUCACCUGCUAUUACGGCUUUCAUUUGCCACUCAUUAAUGUCUGAGAGGCAACACGGGAUUGUAGGUUUUGCCUUACAUUUGGCGCGUGUGUUUACGUGGCUAGGCAGACACAGAAGCCUCGCAUGUUGUAGCAGGGGAAGCAAAACCAUAGAUGCCCUUCAGCAGUUGACUCAAACACAAACAGCAAACAAGUCUCCGCAUUCGUUAUUACCAGACUGCGUCGAGCAGUUUUGAAGCACAAAAGUCUGGCUCCGAGUUGGGCUUUUUUUUGUUGUUGGGGUUUUUUGCUCUUGUUGUUGGGUUUGGUUUGGUGGGGGUUUUUUUGUGUGGGUGUUUUGUUUUUUUUUAAAUUAAUGCUACAUGAUUCAAAGGGAAGAAUUAAUAUAUUUAUGAUUUAAGAAAAUAUUUAGAAAACUUCAGUACUCUAAUAACAGCUCCCACUGCACUAAAUUCAUAUCAAUGUUCUGUUACCUACCACAUUUCUAAAGACUGAAGUACUAAAAUCUACUUUUGAAAAGUACUCCUGUUCAGUUAUUGACAAUAGCUACAUUUGAAGGGCUGGAAAAGGUGGCUUUCUCAAUAAAAGCGUGUUUAACUAUGCAUUUCUACAACGUAACAACACUUAUUUUGUUUAUUUUGCUGAAAGACGAAGUUGUAUGGCCAUUGCCUCAGAGCACCAGUACGUGGCGAGGUGCGCACCAGUACAGCAGCCCCAUGACCAGUUGCUGCAAUGGAAAGAGCACAAAAGCUGCUGAAUCGUUCAGUCAGCAGCCUCCCGAGGAUUAUAUGCUGGGUGAUCUCUCCUCGUUAACCUAGCGAGAUAACGAGGUGGUUGUUUACCUUGCUUUCCUCUGCUACCUGUGUAACCAAAGAGGAGAUUUUUCUGGCCCUGUGAAGACCGCUGCCGGAGGCGGGUCUCUCUGGCAGUCUGGAUUUCCUUCCGCAGAUCUUAACGCGGUGUACCUCUUCCGUCACUGCCUGCUGUGCACUAUGUAGCCCAUCAUAACACCAGGCACUAAAUCAGACAGCGUAUGUUCAGCACAGACUAUAUACAUACGUACGUCGAGAGAGGCCCUGUUCUUGAAGAAUACUCAAUAUUGACCAACGCUGCUUAUUCUUGGAGCAGAUGUGGCCGAUACACCCAACGGCUCAAAGGUGAGGUCUCCUGCCACCAGAGGCUACUUACUGGAGCCCAGUGCCGAACUGGUGCCCACAGCAGCUCCACAAACCAGCCCCUUGCUGGGAGUACAACGCACAC
This is a messenger RNA of Chroicocephalus ridibundus (black-headed gull), 5116 nucleotides long. RefSeq names its product mucin-17-like. Lineage: Eukaryota; Metazoa; Chordata; Aves; Charadriiformes; Laridae. The record is from RefSeq and is a predicted model, not a curated record. The coding region runs from base 159 to 2474 and encodes 771 amino acids. The transcript has 7 exons.